GUCAGCUUCAGUUCUAGUCAAGCACUUUUUGAGUUUCCCGCAGCAGAUUCACCGACCCGCCUUUGAUCCUUCAUUCUCUGCCUGUGCCAGAUCGUCUAGGCUAUGGAUGUACUCUUUCGCCCGCUGAAAGCAAGGACACGCUGUUCCAUCUGGAUCUGUCUCUUGCAGGUAUUCUUCUGUGCAAUGCGCUCAAUAGUCUGAUUGCUGAACCUAAUCCUUAUUUUUUCGUAGACCGUUGGCGGGGUCUAGUUUCGCGGGAUGCAAAGGUAUCUCUUGCCACUUUGGUGUCAUCCAUUUUGCAGUGGUAAUCCGGUCUACCUGCUUCGGCCUUCUUCUUUACUUCCAAAGGCAAAAGGCCAGGAAUCCAAGCUCAUCCUAGCCAGCCCUUGGAGCACCUUAACCCAGUGCGCGCAUGUGAUCACGGCACCAGCCGUCCAGGUUCUGGAAUCCUCCAAAUCUGUCAACACGUGCAAUCCGCGAGCACGGCGACUUGCAUCCUCGAUAUGCUCAGAUCAAGUUUUUCAACGCAUUCUCUCAGUCGCGAAUUCAAUUGCCCGGCGGCCACCAAGCCCGACCGGGAAAGCAGUCCGCCAAUUUGCAGUGGGCCGAGAGCCGAGGUGCACCGCUGCAGUCAUCACGUGCGGACGUGGCGUCCCGCGGGCCAGGGCCGGGGCCGGGCCGGGCCGGACGACACCCGCCCACCCGACACGCAGACCGCCGACGUGUCUCACAGUUAAGCUAACACCCAACGAACGCUCUUGCCCGCUGGGAGGCCAGCCGUGCCCGCUGCUGUUUUUUGGGGCCCAAUAAAAGGCACUGCGUUCGUUUGCACGCUUUUCCCGUUU
Molecule: messenger RNA, 845 nt
Organism: Lasiosphaeria miniovina
Lineage: Eukaryota; Fungi; Ascomycota; Sordariomycetes; Sordariales; Lasiosphaeriaceae
Exons: 1
Coding region: 259-810 (183 amino acids)
Source: RefSeq, a predicted model, not a curated record